AUGCAGAUGCUAACUAAGCUCCGCGCGCGCAAGCACCUGUCGCGCCCCGCGUUCUACCAAAUGAAAGGGACCAUCCCCGGAGGCCCCGGGGUCGCCCUGGGCGGCGCUGCGGGCAGCAGGGGGUCCGGACGCGCGGGGGGGAAGGAGCACGGGGGCGGGAGCAAGGGGAGACGGGGCAGUGCGGCUGGGGGGACCGGGGGAGUUGGGCCGGGGGCGGUAGCAGGGGUGGGAGCAGUUGGGGGAGCGGGGGCAGGAGCGGGUGCGGGAGGGGGUGCGGGUGCGGGAGGGGGAGCGGGUGCGGGAGGAGGAGCAGGAGUCGGGCCAGGCGAAGUGGGGGAGGAGGAUGGGCAUGGCAAGUCCAAGUUUAGAGGGGGAGCAGCAGCAGCAGCAACAGCAGCAGCAACAGCAACAACAAUCGCAGCAGCAGGGGAAGGAGCGUCAAGAGAGCAGCACUCUAGGGUUGGUGCCGCUGCAGCACCAGGGACAGAGGACGGACGAGGAGGAGGAAGAGCGGGAGGAGGGAAACCGGGGCUGGUAGCAGCGGGCGUGUCGGCAGCGUCUGCGAGGAGACGAGCAGCGCUGGUGAAGGAGAAGGCGAGGUUGGAUGAGCUGCAGCAGCAGCAGCAGCAAGGUGGGGCAGAGGGCGAAGGAGUAGGAGCACUGGCCACGCCUGCUGCUGCUGCUGCUGCUGGUGGCAGCGGCGGUCCGGGGGGUGAUGCAGGGAAGGGCACGGACGCUAUCAAGAGUAAGACGGGUAUGCAGGAGCAAGGGAAGCAGAGCACGGAGAAGGCGAAGGGCCUGGCUGCAGCACAGGAGGCAGGAGCAGGAGCGGUGGGAUCGGUGGGAGCAGGAGCGGUAGGAGCAGGAGGAGGAGUAGAUGCGAGUGUGCGUGCUAAUGGGCAAGACGUAGCUGUGGCUUCUGCUGAUGCUGGUGCCGCUGCUGCCGCUGAACCGGUUGCCGCUGCCGCUGGUACGGGUGCUGCUGCCGCUGCUGCCGCUGCUGCUGCCGUGGCUGCCGUGACUGCUGCGGCGGCUGUAGCUGCAGUUCCUGCUGGGGAUGCAAAGGCGAAGGAGGGCGGCAAGGUGAAGCGCGGCCUGUCUGCAAGAAAACCCAAGGGGCAGCAGCAGGAGAAGGCGAAGAAGGGCCAGACUAGUGUGGUGCCCGUGCUGCCAAGCGAAACUGCAAAGGAUCUUUCAGUUGCGAAGGUUCCCUCCUCAGGCGAUGCUGCUGGUGCGAUGGUGGCUGCUGGGGUGGGGGACGAGCGGAGUGACGGAGUGGUGAAGGGCGGGGAUGAUGGGUUGAGCGCGGUUUCUUGGGGCAACGGGGGAGGUGGGGGAGAUGGUGGAGUGGAAGGCCGAGGAGGUGAGCAGCAAAGGACAGGAGCGGUCAAGGAGGCUUUGCUGCUGGAGCAGCAGCAGCAGCAGCAGCAGCAGGAGCAGGAGCAGGAGCAGGAGCAGGAGCAGGAGCAGGAGCAGGCGCAGGAGCAGAAGCAGCAGCUUUUGAAGCGGUUCAGUCCGGCGCCUCUGGAUGUGCAGGUGCAUGACGAUGUGUAUGAUGCGGAACCGAAUGCUGCUGCUCACCCGCAAGAGCUACAGCAGCAGCAGGCACAGGAGGAGGAGCAGCAGCAGCAGCAACAGCAACCGCACGUGUACGCGCCUCCUCUUACGCCCCAGCCGCUCACGCCUCUGCCCGUGUCCACAGCCCCUGCGCUGCUCUCCCCCCUGCGGCAGCAGCAGCAGCAGCGGUGGCAAGCAGUGGAAGAACGGCCGCCGGAGCGAGUAAUUAUAGAAGACCACCAGGAGGUUCUAGGCCUGGGGGAAAGGGAAGGUGGGGAGGAGGAUGAGGAGGAUGAGGAGGAGGAGAGGGAGAGGGGGAGAGAGGGUUGGGAGGAGAGGGACGAGGGGAAGCAGGGUGGGGUGUCAGGGGGAGGGGACUGGAGAGAUGGGGAUGAUGAUGAUGGCGGGAUGAGGCAGGGAAGGGUCGGGGAGAACGGAGGGGAGGAGGCAGCAGGGGGGGCGGCCGAGUGUGAGAGUGAGCAAUCAGGAAGGGAAGAGAUAGGUGACGAUGAGGGAGAGGAGGAGAGGGAGGGGGAGAGGGAGGGGGAGGGGGAGGGGGAGAGGGAGGGGGAGGGGGAGGGGGAGGGAGAGAGGGAGGGGGAGGCAGCAGAAGGAAAGUCAGGCGAGUUGGGAACAGAUGGAGGAGAGAGGAAGGAGCAAGGGCAGGAUGCUCUUGUAAUAGUGGCAGAUUCUAAAGCAGGGAAAGGGGGCGGAGGCGGAAGCGGAGGCGGGUCAGCGCCGUCGCCUAGAGCUCUAGAGCUGCUGGCAGGGCUGAAGAAGCUGGUAAGUCCGCGGCAUAGCCAGUCUGGAAGACGUGUGAGAGGGUUCGGACGGUCAGGCAGCUCUGGUGGGAGCGAGGGUGAAGUUACUGCUGCUUCUCCUGCUGCCGCUGCCGCCACCGUUGCUGCUACUGCUGGUGCUGGUGCUGCUGCUGCUGCUGCUGCUGGUCUUGCUGCGACAGGGGCAGAAGAAGGGGCGAGUGAAGCAGCAGGAGGCAUGGAUGGGGGCGUGUGGAGAGAUGGGCCGGAAGGAGGGUUGCAGCAGGUGAGAGAGGGAUUGGAGGAGGAAGGGGAAGGGGAAGGGGAAGGGGAAGAGGAGGAAGGGGAUGGACCUGCAGGGGGGCUGCUAGAAGGGAUGCUGGCUGGGAAGGGUGUGUUGCUAAUGGGUCGCCGAUCUAAGCAGCAACAGCAACAGCAACAGCAGCAACAGCAGGGUGUGCGUUAUGAAUGGGAGGUGGAGAGAGGUAUGGGUGGUGAGGAAGAGGUGGGUGGGGAGAGGGAAGGAAGCGAAGAGGAAGCGGAGCUAGAGACGGGACGAGAAGAGGUGGAAGAGGAAGAAGCAGGAGGGGAAGGGGAGGAGGAGGAGGAGGAGGAGGAGGAAGAAGAGGAGGCGGAGGAGGAAGAGGGAGAGAUAACUGAAGUGGAGGUGAGGGAAGAGGAGAGUAAUGGCGGUUUGGUGAGUGGUGGUGGGGAGGAGAGAGAAGAAGCAGAGCGGUUGGAAGGGGGGUUAAAUCAAGGAAGCGAUGCGGAGGGUGCAGAGAAUGAAGAGGAAGAGGAGGGAGAAGAGGAGGAGGAGGGUGAGGAAGUGGAGGGAGAUGAGGAGCAAGAGGAAGAAGAGGAGAGGGUAGAGGAGGAAGAGGAGGACUUGUAUUCUGAUACGGCAGAGGGUGAGGGGGGUGUUAAGGAGGAGAGCGUGAGGAGUAGUGGAAGGAGGGAGCUUGAAGAAGAAAAUCAGAGCGAAGGGGCGACUGAAGAGUGUGAGGAGGAGGGAGAGGACGAGGGAGAGGAGGGAGAAGAGGGAGAGGAAGAGGUAGAGGAGGAUGAAGAGGAGGAGGGAGAGGAAGGAGAUGAGGAUGGGGUAGAAGGGGAGGUGGCGUUGGUGGAGGUAAGAGAGAGGGGAAAUGAAGAGGAAAGGGAGAGGGAGAGAGAGAGGGAGCGGGAGAGGGAGAGGGAAAGGGAGAGGGAGGUGAACGCACGAGGACUACGUGAGAAGGAGGGUAGGGGAAGGGGCUACGAGGAGGAAGGAAGGGGAAGCAUGGAUAGGGGUAGCGGUAGAGAGGACGAGAGGGGCAGAGGGACGGGAAGAGAGAAGGCGAUGGGUGGUGACAGAGUCAGGGACGGGGAGAGAGAGAGGGAUAGAGAGAGAGAGAGGGAUAGAGAGAGAGAGAGGGAGAGGGAUAGAGAUAGAGAGAGGGAGAGGGAUAGAGAUAGGGAGAGGGAGAGGGAGAGGGAAGUGGAUCGUGCAAGACGGAGUGGGAGGGAGGAUGAUGGAGAACGGGGGAGUGAUAGGGAUAGAGACGGUGAGCGAGAGAGAGGCCGCGACUAUGGAUCAAGGGAGUAUGGGGAGAGAGAUGCUAGGGAGCGAGAAUUAAGGGAGCGAGAAUUGAGGGAGCGAGAUUCGAGAGGAAUGGGUUUCAGAGAAAGGGAGUGGAAGGGCGAGAGUGAGAGGGGUCGGGAUGAGUAUAUGGAGAGGAGUAGGGAGAGGGAGAGGGAUAGAGAGAGGGACAGAGACAGAGAGAGGGACAGGGAUCGAGACGUGGAGUAUGAGAGGGAGAGAGAGAGGGAACGGGAGAGGGAACGGGAGCGGGAGAGGAAUAGAAGCAGAGAGGGGCCGUUGCACAGUAGGGGUAGGUCUCCCGCUGGUAGGGCACCCAGACCUGAAGGCUAUGGCCCCGGGGGCGAGCGGCGAGGGGAUGAGAGGCGAGGGGAGGAGAGGAGAGGGGCAGGGGGUUAUGAUGGGGAGCGUGGGGGAAGCAGCAGUGGGUAUGAGAGGGAGUAUGGAGGGGGCAGAGGGGGAGGGGGAGGGGGAGGGUUCUCAUUUGAUCGGAGCAACUCAUAUGAUCCAGAGAAGGAGCCGGAGAGGGAAAGGGAGAGGGAGAGGGAGAAGGAGAGGGAAAGGGAGAGGGAGAGGGAGAGGGGCGGUCCUGCACAGUACGAUAGGGAUAGGGCUGGAGGGCCGUAUGACCGCGAUAGGGAGAGGCAGAGAGAAAGAGAGAGGGAGAGGGAAAGAGGCGGUCCAGGUUCAAUGUACGACCACCAGCCUGUCACUCCUCCUCCGCCUGCCGACCACUCGCUGCCUCAGCAGCAGCAGCAGAGGCAGCAGCAGCCGCAUUCGGCAAACUGGGAUAGGGAGAGUGAAAGGGAUUACCGACAUGGGCCGGGGGGAGGAGGGGGGCCAGCAGGAGGAGGAGGGUACGAUGGAGGGAUAGAGUACCGUCGGAAUAACACGGGUCACAGUGAGAAGGACUUUGAGACAGGCGCAGGGGCGUAUGGAGCGGCGGGAGGGUAUGGCCCUAUGGGUGCUGCUGCUGGCCCUGGCGGUGCGGGUAUGGGAGGGAUGGGAGCGGCUGGGCCGGGGGGAGCACCAGGAGCAGGAGCAGGAGCAGGAGCAGGAGCAGGAGCAGGAGCAGGAGCAGGGGGAGCAAUGUAUGGGUCUGCUGCAUACAGGAGGCGGUUUGGCAUGGAAGGGGGAGGGUAUGGCGGCGGGGAUGUGGGCGGGGAGAGGAGGCGGCCGGAGAAUUUCGAGUCGGAGGAGAUGGAGCUGCAGAAGCAGCUGUCGGGGCAACGGGCGGACCGACGCCGCAUGGAGGCGAUGAGGAAGCAGCAGAUGCAGGGGCAGCAGGGCAGAGGAGGAGUACCAGCAGGUUGGGCCAAGCCCAAAUGGUCCGAUAAAGACGCUGCAAACCCCCAUGCUGCUGCUGCCACCACCGCCGCCGCCGCCGCUGGUGGUGCUGCUGCUGGCGGUGCGUUUGGAGCCUAUGCCAUGUUUGGAAACUUUGCCGGAGCACCCCCGGGUGCGGCCGGUGCAGCAGCAGGAGGAGCGGGUGGGCCGGCUGGUAACCCUAUGGGUGCAGGAGCAGCGGCAGGAGGUAACCCGAUGGUCCCUCCUGCGUUCAUUCCCAUGGGUCCUCUCGGGCCGAUGAUUCCUGUAGCACCCAUGGGGGGGAUGCCCAUGGCUGGGCCAGGAAUGCAGGGAAUGUCGGGAAUGGCCUAUGGUGCCCCUCCCGGCUCUGCUGGUGGUGCUGCUGGGGGGUCGUUGCUGUCGCAGCGAGCAGCAGCAGAGGAGCUUCGAUCGGAGAUCACGGAGCAACGCUCGCUCUACUCGCAGCGCCUCUCUGUCGCUCUCACACGGCGGGCCAGCCUCGGGUCGUAUGAGAAUGAUGGGUCGGGGGGGACGCAUACGGGCGAUGCCGUUGAUCGGGAGAAUCUGCACCGUAUGGCAUGGGGGGGCGGAGGCUGGGUGGGGGACCGGGGGGGGGGGGGCGGAGGGGUGGGGUAUGCUGCUAGUGUGGGGGGAGGUUAUGCUGGUAGUGUGGGGUGGUAUGGGGAAGGCGGAGCGGGUUCGCUGAGCCGAAUGAGCUCAGGUGAUUGGUCUGAUUUGCAGGACACACAGAGCGAUAUUGGGUAUGGGGGGGGUGGUGGGAGGGGCGGAGGGUACGGAGGGAGGGAGAGGGAAGGCGGGGGGUACUACGGGGGAGGAGCAGGAGGGGGGGGAGGAGGGGGGCCGGGGUCAGUCGGAGGCAGUCCCAGAAUGUCUGCUAUGUCAGACAGGCAUGGGGAUAGGAGGCACCCCGAGGGUGUAGCAGAGGAAGUGGGAGGAGCAGGAGGAGGGGGCGGGGGCGGGGGAGGGCAUGGAGGGAUGGAGAGGGGAGGGGCGGGCCCACACUCGCACCACAUGUACGGGCACCAGGAUCGGGUGGGAGGGAGCUAUCAGGAGAGAGGUGCGUAUGGGCGAAGCCCGUCUCUGGGACCCAGAGGUGGGGGCGGCAGCGGCAGCAGCGGCAGCGGGUACGGGCCUGCAGGGACUGGAGGGGGAGGGGGCGGGGGAGGGGGAGGAGGGAGGGGAGAGCAUUACCGGCGGGGGAGGAGCUCGGAGGAGGAAGAGGAGUAUUUGGAGAAGCACAGGGGCAUGGAGGGAGUGGGAGGAGGGGGAGGGGGAGGGGGAGAGUGGGUGGAGUCACCUGGGGGAAGCACCACAGGGUCAGUGCACAGUCACCAGAUACGGGAGGGAGUGAGAGAGGACUAUGGCGCGGAUGGCAGCGGCAGGCACAGGGGGGGGGGCUAUGGCGGCAUGGCAGGCGGGGGCGGGGGCGGCGGAGGGGGCGGAGGAGGAGGGGGGUACGCACCUCUAGGGCCGAGGGAGCUGCAGAGGCGGGCCAGUGACUCACCUCACGGGCUGGCAGCGGUGGGUGUGGGAGGCGGGGGAGGGGGAGCAGCAGCAGGGGAGGACGCACGGUCGCUGCGCAGGCAGACAGGGGGGAGCUGCAUCAACAUUGGCACGUCUCCCUCUGCUGCGUAUUCCAUGGCUCCCACGCUUCUCCCCUCUGGAGUUGGCCCUGGUGUUCCCCUAGAGGACGGGUUUGUUGAUGGGGUGGGCGGAGGGGGUGGUUGGGGAGGAGGCAGGGGCGGGGACGGGGGAGGGCGGGGGGGCAGCACCAGCCUUGCGAGUGGGCCGAGUGGGGAGAGGGGUGGGGGAGGAGGGGGGCUGAGGACGCAGCUAAGUGGGGUGUCAUCGGUGGGGGAGGGAGAGGGGGGGGCAGAGCGGACGAUUGCCAAGGGGAGGCUGAUGCGGCAGCUGCUGGCAGCCGAGCCGGAAAGGCGAGGAGGAGUAGGCGGGAGAGGAGGGAGAGGAGGCGGAGGGGGGAGGCCGGGGAGUAGUAGCAGCUCUAGCAGUGUGCAGGCGUCUAAGUAA
Closterium sp. NIES-65 is the source of this 7248-nucleotide messenger RNA. Lineage: Eukaryota; Viridiplantae; Streptophyta; Zygnematophyceae; Desmidiales; Closteriaceae. The record is from the annotation of a GenBank genome assembly.